This is a messenger RNA of Phyllopteryx taeniolatus (common seadragon), 7086 nucleotides long. It is a transcript of the gene secisbp2l, whose product is annotated as SECIS binding protein 2-like. Gene Ontology annotation, cellular component: ribonucleoprotein complex. Lineage: Eukaryota; Metazoa; Chordata; Actinopteri; Syngnathiformes; Syngnathidae. The transcript is spliced from 18 exons. The record is from RefSeq and is a predicted model, not a curated record. Gene Ontology annotation, biological process: selenocysteine incorporation. Gene Ontology annotation, molecular function: selenocysteine insertion sequence binding; ribonucleoprotein complex binding; mRNA 3'-UTR binding. The coding region runs from base 258 to 3548 and encodes 1096 amino acids.
GUAGACUCAGUCAACUGAGUGUGACUCGCUUGGGCUGCAUCGCAGUAGUUAGCCAGCGGCCAGAGCUGGGAGCUAACACACGGCUAGCGGACUCGUCUCCGCCUCAAGCCCAUUUCCAUUCGGCCAGAGCCGAGUGCACAUCUCGCUUAAACCUUCGCGGAUUGUUGUUGUUAUUCACCAUGAAGAAGAUAAAAAGGCCCACAUCUUGACGUCCACUGUGGGGUCAAUGACGGACAGUCGCCGCGUCGGUGACUGACAUGGAUGCAAGUGACAUUAAGGAUGUGAAACUUUCAGCUGAAGUGGAGCCGUUCAUCCCACAGAAGAAAGGUCACGAAGGAUCCCUGGUCAGCAUGAGUCUGUCCGGAGAGCCGGUGGGUGGAGGAGGAGGUGGCGGAGGCAUAGGAGGGGGCAACGGAGGGGUGGAAACCACUCCUAUACCGAGCUACCUCAUCACCUGCUACCCUUUUGUUCAGGAGAACCAACCCAACAGGCAUCAUCAUCCAAUGUACAAUGGAGGGGAGCUGCGCUGGCAGCAGCCGAACCCUGGCCCCGGUGGUCCCUACCUGGCCUACCCAAUCAUGUCUUCUCCUCAACCACCUGUGUCCAGUGACUAUACCUACUACCAGAUUAUGCCUGCCCAGUGCCCUCCUGUGAUGGGCUUCUACCAGCCAUUUCCUGGCACCUACACAGGGCCAGUUCAGCCUGGGGUUGUCAAUCCAGUCUCGGCAGAUGUUAGCGAAAGGCCUCUGCCUCUUGGGCCGGCGUACGGGAUGCCGAAUCAACGAGGGAGAGGCACCAUCCGACCUAAUCUCCCAAAGCAGCAACACUUAGGUGUUUGCCAGCCACCGAGGGGUCGCCGUCCCCCAAACAGGAGCGUGGCUGUCCAGAAGGAAGUGUGCACCAUAGGCCAUGAUGGUUGGACUAAGAAAGUGCUACUGGUGGAUGCAGCUCAGCAGACUGAUUUCCCAGGCGAGGUGUCCGGGCGAGGUUUUGGGGAGCCGGCCAGUCCGCUGCUGUGGACGAACCGAACGAAGAGGCAACCGACAUCACAUGCGCCUGAAAGCUACAGCGAUCACGGCACCAGCGAAGCAGAUAUAGACAGCGACAGUGGAUACUGCAGCCCCAAACAUAAACAGACUGCAGGAGUAACACAUCGAGCAGCAGAGACGUCGGCAUCAUCCAGCGGAGUUGAGAGCGGUGUUAUGAAAACAGGUACAUGGGUAAAUGUAGCUUCACAGGCGACCCAGAAGUCCUGGGGGGACAGGAACGGCCAUUUCCAUAGAGCGGACCAGAGGAAGAAUCCUGACCAGAGUAACUUCUCACAGGAUUUUCACAGUGUCUGUCCAGGACGUGGUCUUGCAAACCAGUCAGAACAAAGACCGCCGCAGCCAGCACUGGUCACACGUGACGAGAUCACUCCGGAGCCCCUUUACUUUGAAGAUGAAGACGAGUUCCCAGAUUUACCCACUGGAGGUGGUGUCCAGCGCUGCGCCAAAGGAGAAGCGACUCCAGCACAGACGCAAAUGCAGCCCAAACUGCAUAGAAAUCUGAUGGACAACCUGGCCGAAAACUCCCCGAUCAAUAUUGUGCAGACGCCGAUCCCUAUUACCACAUCUGUUCCCAAGAGGGCCAAGAGCCAGAGGAAGAAAGCCCUGGCCGCUGCCGUGGCAACUGCUCAGGAAUACUCGGAGAUAAGCAUGGAACAGCAGAAAUUGCAGGAGGCCCUCACGAAGGCAGCUGGCAAGAAGAGAAAAACUCCUGUCCCGCUGGAUUUAGGAGACAUGCUGGCAGCUUUGGCUAAGCAGCAGCAGGCAAUGAAGGCCAAACAAAUCACAAAUACCAAGCCACUAUCUUUUACAGUUGGAACAAUUACUCCAUUCCGCAGUUCAGCUUCAACCAAUUUGGCGGCUAUGUUGAAGGGUCAUCCUCAACCCCACUUGGGCUCCCCUAACACUCUGGAUUCCACCGCGCCACGACUAAAACGAGGGAAGGAGCGGGAGAUCCCCAAAGUCAAGCGACCAACAGCUCUUAAGAAGAUUAUUCUGAAGGAGCGAGAAGGCAAAAAAGGUAAAACAAGCACGGAUCAAGAGUCGUCAGGCCAAGAAGAACAUGGAGAUGAUUGUUUACAUUUUACUGAAGAGCUUUCCCAAGAGCCUGCCUCUCAAGAAGAAAAUGGGCUGAGUGUGCCCAGCGACACAUCCCUCUCCCCAGCCAGUCAGAACUCUCCGUACAGCAUCACGCCUGUAUCACAAGGUUCUCCUUCGAGCUCCGGCAUCGGGAGUCCCAUGGCUUCCAACGCAAUCACAAUAAUCCACAGUCGGCGUUUCAGAGAGUACUGUAACCAAGUGCUAAGCAAGGAGAUCGACGAGAGCGUGACGCUGCUGCUACAGGAGCUGGUCCGUUUCCAGGAGCGCGUCUACCAGAAGGACCCCAACAAGGCCAAGUCCAAGCGCCGCCUCGUCAUGGGUCUCCGAGAGGUCACCAAGCACCUGAAGAUGUGUACCAUAAAGUGUGUUAUCAUCUCUCCCAACUGUGAAAAGAUCCAAGCCAAAGGUGGUUUGGAUGAAGCUCUGUACAAUGUAAUUGCUAUGGCCCGAGAGCAGGAGAUACCUUUUGUGUUUGCUUUGGGCAGAAAAGCGCUCGGACGCUGCGUCAACAAACUAGUGGCUGUUAGUGUGGUUGGCAUCUUCAACUAUUCUGGAGCUGAGGGUCUAUUUGACCAUCUAGUGUCGCUAACAGAAGAGGCUAGGAAGGCCUACAAGGAAAUGGUGUCGUCUCUGGAGCAGGAGCAGCAAGAGGAAGCUUUAAAACACGUCAAGAAAGUCCCGCACUACAUGGGACAUUCACGCAACCACUCUGCAGCUUCCGCUACCUCCUUUUGCUCCGUCAUCUCCGAGCCCAUCUCGGAGGUCAAUGAGAAGGAGUAUGAGACCAACUGGAGAAGUAUGGUUGAAACUUCAGAUGUUCCAGAGCCAGUCGAGGCCGAAAAAAGUGCACCUUCACCUUCUGUGGCCCCCCACAGAGACAAUGAGACCCCGUCGGUCCCCACAAGUGGCGUCCCGCAGAGGACGGCGCUCCCAACGCAGGGUCACGGCGAGCGGGACGAGGUCCGUGCCGACGACCGCUUGGAGCUGGCCUCCCAGCAGAGCACGGAGACGGGCUCGCUGGACGGCAGCUGCAGGGGCCCGCUGAACUCCUCCAUCACCUCGACCACCUCCACUCUGGUGCCCGGCAUGUUGGAAGAGGCCGAGGAGGAGGACGAGGAGGAAGAGGACUACACGCCCGAACCCAUUUCCGUGGAGGUGCCCACCCUCAGCAGCCGCAUCGAAUCGUGGGUGUCAAAGACGCUGGAGAACCUGCAGCUGGGAAAGAGCCAGGACAGUACAGAGGAGGAAGAGGAUGACGAUGAGGAAGAGAAUGAUGAUGAAGAAGAGGAAGAGGAGGAGAGAGCACAGAGCGAGGAUGAGGAAGGCCUUGUUUCAGAGGGUAUCACGGAUACCAAAGUGGAGAGCAAAGAGCAGGCGGAGGCCAGUGAGGUCACGGCCUGACGUCGCUUCUCGUCCUCUUCGUCUUCUCGUUCUCAUCCCAUAAAACCAGCAGCUGUUCUCCUUACAUCUCCACGGCCUGAUACCAGACCUAAUCUCGCACCUCGGGCCUGAUUUACGAAAGGUUUACGCGUGCAAAAACGGCCGCAAACGUCAUUGCUCACGCAAACAAGACAUGGAAGCGGAUCUACUAACUGGUAACCAAUCUCUGAACUUUUUACCACCUCAAUAAAAUACUUGGCUGUCCAAGUACAGCCAUCACGAGCAACAUUAAGUAAUGUAGAAGACCUAAGUGUUUCACCAAAAAACGAGGCACGGUUUCUUCAAAGGUAUCGUCGCUGUCUGGCGGAAUCCUCACAUCUCCGAAAUCAGUACUUCACAGAAAUGAAAUCGCCAUCUUGCUUGAGUUAUCAAACACCGCAUCGUUCAAAUUGGUAUUAUACCUAAUAAAAUAAAAAAACGCCAAUUUAUUACACUAUCAUUAAAUUGAAAUUGUAGAAUAAAGCGUCAGCCGCGCACACGCCGACCACACAAAAAGCCUUUUAAUAUUUCACAAAAGCAAGCCACUGUGGGUUACUUCACCGUCUUUUUCAAACGUCUUUCAAACCAGCCAUAAGUGAUUCAAUAAAUAAAAGUAUGAGCUCACUAAGCAGUAUAAUCGGAAGAAAUUAAUCUACACACAAACUUACCUUCGUGGCUGACCAUUUCCUUCUGCACCAAAGAAUUACAGGUAUCCAUUUUAACAAAAUAGGUUUAUUCAAAUGUAUCCCAUCCAUCCAUCCAUUUUCUGAGCCGCUUCUCCUCACGCGGGUCGCGGGCGUGCUGGAGCCCAUCCCAGCUGUCAUCGGGCAGGAGGCGGGGUACACCCUGAACCGGUUGCCAGCCAAUCGCAGGGCACAUACAAACAAACAAACAACCAUUCGCACUCACAGUCACACCUACGGGCAAUUUAGAGUCUCCAAUUCAUGCAUGUUUUUGGGAUGUGGGAGGAAACCGGAGUGCCCGGAGAAAACCCACGCAGGCACGGGGAGAACAUGUAAACUCCACACAGGCGGGGCCGGGGAUUGAACCCGAUUCCUCAGAACUGUGAGGCUGACACUCUAACCAAUCUAACCCACCUAAGUAUUUUAAUUUGUCUCUAAAAAACAUUCACACUUUCAAUCUUGAAGUGACAUAAUGCCACAUGCCGCCCAAAGAAUGAGGGAAGAGGCGGAGUGUUUGACAGUUGAUAGAUUUGUUCUCAAGCUUUUUUCAACACAAUUUCGUUCAUAAUAAUGUGUAAAAAUAACAUGGACAGACCAAUGGUAUUGAGUAUUGACCAUAUUUAGACAUACGAGGUUCCCGCCUUACAGCAUAGGUGUACUUACUAUGAAAUGGUAUAAAAUUCUUACUACUAGUAAGUAGUAAGUUAAUACUAGUCUGACUUGCAGCCUGUGAUGGCCGCCGUUCUUCCUCAUAACUCAUACAUUGUAAUGUGUGGGUUGGAUUAAGCAAACUGGUAGUGGUCUCAAUUCUAUAAUGGUGUGUCACCGCCAUCUACUAGCGGUUUUGCCUCAUUAACAUUGUCUGCAUGCUUGACAAUGAUAGUAGAGCAGCAUUAGACUCUCCCUCACCCGUCCGUCCCUGUCAAAAGAAAUUGUAAAAGACGUGAAAACACGUUCUUGGCACCGGACGUUUACACUCUAAAAGACGUAUUAAUACACCCUUGACACUGAAUGGGUUAACAAAUGUACUUUUCCGUAUUUAAAAAAAAAAUAUAUAUUUUUUUUAAAGAAAUGUUAUGCAGGAUUGGAACAUACAUCCGACUCCCACGGACGCGGGAAGAUUCAAAGCAUACAAAACAUAGAUUUAUGUAAGUCAGUAAUUAGUUUGUUUGCCUCUUCCAAUUCCAUCACUACAAACUUCAUUUGGUGCUUGUGGUGCUCUCCGAUGAUCUCAGCAGUCUCUUAGAGUGAGCCAACGCGCGAUAUAGCGCCCGCUAUUUGUGAUCUUGGUAAAUCAGGCUGGUAAUCUCAGGUAUCUGUCAGUGCAGACCACUCGCACUCCACAGAGAGGGUCUAGAGCAGGUUCAUUUAAAAAAAAAAAAAAAAAAAAAAAAAAAACACCCACAUUCAGCUCAUGUAACCUGCAACACUUGAAUUCGGAAGAAACUUUCUCCAUUUUCUGCAUCCCAAGUUAAGUGCUCUCUCUGUCUCUCGUUCUGUCUGGAGAGAGAUUUCUGGGAGCAAGUGUUAAGAAAAGCUUCAGAGAUCCCGUGACUCCUCAGCUCUUGUCUUAUUUGAGCGCAGACCAUUUACAGCUCUGUGUGUGCGUGUUGAGUGUUUGUUUACAGGCACAUAGCUUACAUUUACUUUGAUGUGUUGAUGAGCUUUACCUUUUUGUACAUAUUGUGUUUCUGCGAGCGCUUCCUCGUAACCUCGUUGCUCCACGAGGGGGGAAGGAAAGUUUUUUUUUUUUUUUUUUUUUUUCGUUUUUUUUUUUUUUUAUUGCUCGACUGCUGUCUCGUUUUCACUACGGAACAUCGUCUCUGUAGUUGGACGGGCUUGCUCAAAUGACUCCCAUCAGUCUGCAGGAACUGUUUUAUAAUGUUUGAAUAAGUGCUUUCUCCCAUUCUGCAUUCAGAUAAUUUAAGGUUUAACUUCUAAGAAGCAAAAACAGUAGCGUCUCUGUGUACAGUAUUGGUUUGUCAUAUUGAUCUUUCUGUGUUGCUGUCAGUGUUCCAUAUAAACUGUUGCCAUUUGUUCUCCAGGGCUUUCUACUAAAGUCUUUUCCUAUCGAGGCAGGGUAAGGUUUUAAUACAUAGCGUUUUCUAAUUUAUAAUCCAAUCUAGGAUGUUUUGUUCAAAAAGAAGUUAUGCCUGUGGUUUAGGUGUAAAUUUAGUAUUGGGAGUUUAAACUUUAACAAAACAGACUUGUGUUCUUAAAAUGGGCUUGUUUAAAUUAAGCAAUCCCAAGACCCAAGUAUUGAGUUCUUACCUAUGGAAAGAAGCAGGCAUCGAACUACAACGAUUCAAAGUAGCAAAGACCUGUUGACACGGCCGACGUCAUUCACACUACUAAUGGUUAAAUGCCUUUUAACUACAUGUGCAUUUAGAGAUGUUGAUUCUGCAUGUAUUUGAGAAAAGAAAAACACACAACCACUUCAUAAAGCCCUUUUAACAUGUUAUAAGUCAAAGCUAACCAAGUCAGUCGUCCACUUAUUCCAAUAAGUGUCACGUUUGGAUCCUGAAAUUAUUUGUAGUUUUAAUAAAAGGUACUCUGUCCGUGUACCAUCAGUGUUUUUUCGACAAGGGUGUAUUUUUUUGCACUAUGUACAUACAGUAAUAAAAAGAGGUGUGAUUUAAAAUGAGCAAAAAAACAAAACAAAUUAACAACAAAAAAACGGUUCAAUGAAGUACUUUUUCAGUGUUCUAUGUCUUUAUAUGAAUAUUUAUGACUGUCUUUCUUGCCUCCAUCACUAGCAACAUUGUACAAGGCUGUUUGUCAUAAUCCCUAAACUAUAUGGACUGAUGAUUAACAUCAUUAAAAUGUUGUUUCAGUAA